AUUUGAAAAAAAUGGUGGAAGUUUUAAAUCUGUUUUGUUUUGUACGAAAAGAACUUUCUUUUGCCUGUUGAAAUGAAAUAAUUCUUCGAGGUUUUGAAAAGAAAAGAGUAGUUUUACUAUUAUGGACCAAGUACAAGAGCUGUCAGACGCUCUUCCAAUGCCAAAACUACCUUCAUUUCAUGUCGAAAUAAAUCAAUGUGGAUAUAGGUAAUAUGUAAUUUAUUGAUGUGCAGACACACACUGCUGAGUAUGGUAGUGAUGUACUGAUAUGGAAAUUAACCGAUAGUCAAGGGCCGAUAUUGGUUGAUACCGUCAUACCGGUAUUCUAUUUUAGUGUAGUAUGGGUUUUAACUUUUAAACCCAUCAUUAAACUACAAGAGUACAAGUCCAUGGAUACAUGCAUGCUAUAAACAUCUAUUGUUGAAUGUAUAUUGAUCAAUACUCAGGUCAUUAAGUUGUGUUACAAUCAAAUGGUAAUCAAAGAUGUACUCUAAAUUUAAAAUAUAUUGCAUAAAUUUGUAAGGAUGCAACAAAAAUGCCGAUACCAAUAUAUUUUGACAUUAGGACUGAUAUACCCAUAAAUUAUCUGAUAUGCAGAUAUGGAUAUUGUGCAUCACUUAGUAGAGUAUGACACUUCUCAACAAUAUUUUGGAUGUAUCAAUUAAAAUAAAAUGAGGGUGUGCUAAAAUUCUUAGGUGCUGCACCCCUCAGGAUUGUCAUAAAAUGUUUUGGGGUCUGCCUUGGGGAUGUAGGGGGCGAGCACCCCACCUACAGUAGUGGUGUCUAGCACCCCCCCCCCUAGAGAAUUCCAGCACCACCCCAAAAAAAUCUGCUUGACCAUACGUUUUCUGCUUUUCUAAUAGCAGUUUGCAGAGCUUAGAACUACUGUUAAUGUGUGUUAACAAUUAUAGUAUGUAAAAGUAUAGUAAAAAUGCCUGACACUUCAUCUUGCUUCUAAGUGAGUUGUUGCAGUAUCUGGUCCUUAGUGUGUUGUGUUUUAUUGCAUUUUCUAGCACAGUCCGACAACAACUAGUAAAACAGGCAGUGGAAGAAUUUCUUUAUGACGUAAUUCAGACUAUCCAUGGUGACACAUGUUUUACUGAGUUCACAGAUGAGUUUUUGAAAGAACAUGUAAAAAGUGUCUCUGUUGUUUCUGACACAGAUUAUUUCAGCAAAUAUGGCCAGGUAUUAAAUAACUAAUGGAUUAACUCAUUUAUGCCCAACGCUAUCCCCUGCAGUGCUGAAAAAUAUCCGGCAGCACCUUUGCUAGGAAAUUUGUAACAAAAUAUCUUAGCAGGAAAUUUUCUUAUAUAUGUUGCAUGAAAUUUUAGCUUUGUAUUAAAAAAAAAGAAGAAAAAAAAGCAAUUGAAAUUUUUAUCAUUUGAAUGCCAUAUAAUUUACUUAUUUUUUUACAAAAGCAUCUCGCAAGGUGAGAUUGUCUUGUACUGGGCCUGACGUUUUCAGUUUGUCACAAUGUGCUAGGGGUGCACCGGAUUUGGAAUGUUAAAAUCCGGCCGGAACCGGAUUUACCGGAUUUGGACAAAAAUUCCGGCCGGAUUUGGGAAAACCCGGUAAUGGGGACAAUUGGGGAUAAAUCAGUAUUCAAAAUGACGGCUUAUGUUUUUUACUAUUUUUAGUUAAUAGUGUCAGUUUAGAUUUUUGAUUGUGUUUAAACCUUUUUUAAACAUCUUUUUGUUAAUAACUUAAUAUUUUAUAAUAAUAUAAUUGUUUUUUUAAACUUUAAAGCUGCCAAAUUGAUGGUUUAUCCCAUUCUUGCUGAAUUUUUUAAGGUGAAAACAGAAAUUUAAAUCCGGCCGGAUUUUCUCCAAAUCCGGCCGGAUGCCGGAAAAUUCGUUAAAUCCGGCCGGAUUUGAAAUCCGGUGCACCCCUACAAUGUGCACAUAACAGUUAUAGCAUGCCAAAAACAGGCAUACAGUAGUACUUUACAGCCACAAACCGUGGCUAUUCUAAGGUAUGCCGGAAUCCAGCAUACUUUAUAGCCAUGCACAGACCGACUUUAUAACCACAAACUGUGGCUAUUAAAUUAUUAUAAUAAUACACCCUUUUCAUAAAUGUCUGCCGAUUAAAAAUUCGUUUAUGUGCAUAUAAAUUGGCCCAACUAGCCUUGUUUCUUUGUAGAAAUUCCUUUGAAAUCUUAACAUGAGUACGAGGCUAGUUGGGCCAAUUUAUAUGCACAUAAAAGAAUUUUUAAUCGGCCGCCAUUUAUGAAAAGGGUGUAUUCAGGCAUGCUGAAAGCAGGCAUACUUUAUAGGCACAAGCCAGUGUCUAUAUGAGGUAUAGUAUGUUGAAAACAGGCAUUAGAUAGUAAUUUGUAAAUAAUGAGCUUUUGUAGGUUAAUUUAAGGGAUGCAACUACCUGAAAAUCUAAGGAGAAUUUCGACCAAUUAAAUCGAUUUAGUCAAAACAAAUUAUAAACAUUACAAAAAAUGUAAAUCACAUUGCAGAAUAUAUUAAUACAAAUAUAUACAGAAAACUACAACAAAUAUGUAAGGUAAGAAUUAAAAAUACUGUCAAUGUACUUUAAUUAAAAAAAGUAGCUGGCAGUGAACCUCAACACCCUCCGGCAGCCAACGUCUUGCUUUGAAACCCCUGAUGUUUGAAAGGAAUUCAUAGGUUUAUAGUUUUGUUUAUAAAAUACCCUUUAGGUUGUACAAUUAUCAAACACAUCCCUGCAAUUUCACAUCUAUCAACUACAUGAUGGUGGACCAGGUUCUGAAGAACUAGAGGAUGAUAUCUCAGCUGCAAAUCAUUGGUUGCUACCUGCAGGUACAGUAUUAAGAUUGGGGGGGUAGUGGUGGUAAGAAUUUCUGGUUUAACCUAGAAUAACACUAUUUGCAAGUGAUAUUUCCUGGUUAUUUUACCUUCCUACCGGGAAUUUGGUUAUAAUUGACAAGAUGCCCUUGUUAAAAUAACCAGACUAUGCAUGUUAUGUGUCUGGAUAAAUUACCCUGGGGCCAGUUGUAUGAAUGCUGGACAGCCAGGAACAUUACAGUAAGUUACCCCAAACAGUUCAUUUCAGAUUAAACAAGAAAUGUUAGCCAAUUGCAAAUGGAGUCUACGACGCCAUCUACUGUAUCUUUGAUCUUUAACGACUUCCAUCACAUCCAUGACCAUAAAUCUUAGAUCAUGUAUCGCAUCUCCAAUAACAGAUCUUCUGUUCUCCUUUGUUGGACCUAGAUCGUUUUGCAAACAUUGGAAGUCAACCCAUUUUGAAACGGCUUUACAUAGUUUGACUUUGGUAAUAAAGAAGCACUUGCGCUUGCGCUUGAGUAUACUGGCUAACAUGUUCUUGCUAAUAUGCUUGAAACUUUCCGAAGUCACAAUGUCAUCAAAGUACAAAUUUAGUUCCUUCCAACAUUUCAUUUCUAAUCUUUUUUCGUCGGAAUAAAUGGCCCAUUCUAAAAUGGUCAAAACAUUUUUUUUCUCAUUCAUCUUAAAUCUCAGGACUUCAUCACACUUCUUGGAAAGGAAGGGUAUGACAUAUUUUUUUGACAGGGAUGCGACAGACAGAAUAUUGUCUCCUGUCAAAGUUAGUUCAUCUGUGUAGAGAAACCAUAAAAAUUGCUCCAGACUUUCCUCAUUAAUAUCAAUGUGAUGAAGAACUGAAUUCUUUUCAGCUAAGUCGCCAAAAAACAUUGUUCUGAAUACAGCACUACUUGUGCCCAAGACAUAUUUAUGUGCAUAGAACAUCUUGUCUGAACCUUUGCAAGUAAAGCUGACAUCACUCAUGUCAGGAUUGUUGAACAUAUGAGGGGUUCUUUGGAUUGUUGAUUGCCAGUCUAGAUGAGAUUGAGGUGAAUUUCUAAAUAUAUACAAAACAAAAUGUUAAAAGUAUGCAACACCAUAUAGAUAGCAGAUAUAGUGUAGUUUCUACCUCAAACGAUUGCCACUAUACAGCCUGUUUCAUGCAAGAGGAAUCAACAGAUUCAACAGGUACCAUGCUUCAUCCCUACCCCCCCCCCAAACCCCCUCCCAAAUUCUGGGGGGGAGCAUUUCCCAUUAUCAUUUUCCAAGUGAAUAUCAUUAUUAAUAUUAAACUGGUGAGUGGUAACUAUACAGUUUAAAGGCAUAUAACAUUAGUAUAAAAAUGGCUAUAAUCACUUUGAGGUGCAGUUGGUGAAUUAAUCCAGCAUUGACAGUCUGUACAAUCGAAGACAAACAUUAUGUAAUAAACUAUUCCAGUCCAUAAAAUCUGAUGGUACCAAUAAACUUUACCAACAAGAAUCUUGCCUCGAUCCCAUUAAGAAUUAUGUAUAUAAUCUAAGGCUAAGACAUAAUCCCAUGCUUACCAUACCCCAGCAGCGAACACUAAUCGAUUCAAAAGAACAUUCAUACCUGUCCAUCAAUGUCAAAUUUUUAGAAUUUUUUCCCUACACUUAACCUAAUUGUAAAUCAUUUCCUAAUUCUAAUUGUAAAUAGCUUCUUAUUUAUAUCUACAUUAACUAUUAACUUUUGUAACAUCUAUAUGCAAUUCAGGCUCACUUGGAAUAGGUAGGCAUGGGUUUGUGACUUAGAGGAGAGGGGAAUCCCCCCAAAUAAAACCCCUGAAAUUGGGGGGGGGGGGGAGCUGCCACCCAAGUCUCAAAACCUAAAAUAAUCCUGUCCAAGAGGAAUCAUCAGGUGGCUCUUGGAUGAAACAAGCUGUAGUGGCAACGUUUUGAGGUAAAAAUUAUAUUAUACCAUGAACUUGAAUCGUAUAUAUAUGAGCUGCUAUAGCCUACGAGGUGCUACGCAUGUCGGCUAUCAGCCAUAUACGACGAGAGCGAAUGGUUUGAUAAUAGGCAAUUCCCAUUAUAGACUAAUUUUAAAACUAGACAAGGAGAUGCAAAUAAGUAAAAUUACAAAGUUUGGUUGCGAAUUAUGUUUUAAAAUGCGGAAAAUAUAGCUUUGAAAAGUUGGCAAAUUUUGUCAAUACUUGCCCAAAUGCAUUUUAAUUUACUCAUUUUAGUAUGCUCUUUCUAGCUGUGGUGAUUUAUUAGCAUCUCCUUGCUAAUGGGAAUUGACAUCUUAUGGGGUCCAGUGACAUAUGGAUCAAGAUUGGGGUGGGGCUGUUGGGGUUAAGCAAGGGGAGUAAAAAAAUUUCCGGACAUACCAUUUUUCAGUAACUUUCAAAUUAAUGUACCAUAAUUUGUUUUAAUAUAUGUAGUAGAGAGUGAGAUACACAGUGAGAUAUUUUCCACAUCUUCACUAGUGAAGCUAUCGAUCACAUGACUUUUUCCAAUUUGCUUUUAAUUAAGUGUGAAAAAUUCAGUUCACAAUUUUUCGCUUGGGACUAUAUAAUAUACAGAACAUUACAUGGACUGGCUUGAAGAUAUGACUUUUAAAUCUAUAUAAUUAUUUUUUAUCUUUUCCAAUGUUUUAAUUUUAGGGGCCCAUGAUACAUGGCAGGGGCCCACAACAAGCUCUCAUCGGCUUGUCCCCAACAUGUCCCUGACUCCUGAGCAGGGCCGCCGAGAGGUUGGCAGGGGCCCGGGGCAAAUUUUUUUUUAGGGGCCCCUAUCUAAAAAAGUUUUUCCGGAAAAAUUUUUUUCCAGAGAACAACCUCCCCCCCCCCUAUAGCUUUUACGUUACAUCAAAUCAAAUUUUUUGGGACACCCACAUCAUUUCAAUAUUUUGCAGGUUUUUUCUUACUUUAUCACACUUUUCACGUUUUCGAAAUAUGUUGAUCUAAAGUUGUCAGCAAUUUGACUCUGUUGUAAUGGCUGAUAGUCUCUUCUCGUCGAUAUGGUCCACUUCAGAUUACAUAUUAAUUGAAUUCCAUGAAAUGUUAAAUUAGAGAAUGGAAUAAUUUCUUCAGGUGUAAGCAGACCAGAUGUUCCUACAAUUGCUACAAAUUCAUUCUCAUCCAUAGCAAAAAAUCUUAGAUCGUAUAUUGCAUCUCCAAUGAUGGAUCUUCUGUUCUCCCUUGUGAGAUCUAAACCUUUUUGCGAACAUUGAAAGUCAAUCCAUUUUAAAACAGCUUGAAACAAUUGAACCUCGGAAAUACUGAGGCUGUCACGCUUGAGUAUACUAGCUAACCUAUAAUGGCUAAUAUCCUUGAAACUUUCAAAAGUCACAAUUUGAUUAAUAAACAAAUCUAAAAACGCCCAAGAUUUAUUUUUUAAGUAUUCAUGGUCGAAAUGAUCAGCCCAUUCUAAAAUGGCCAACACAUUCUCGGCAUCCAUGCCUUUCACAAGGAGAUCAACACACCUCUCGGUAAGCAAGUGCACAAUAUAUUUCUUUGACAGAUACAUGACAGACAGAACAUUGUCUUCUGUCAAAUAACAUCUGCCUGUGUAGAGGAACCUCAAAAAUUCCUCCAGACCGUCCUCAUCAGUAUCGAUGAGAUGAAGAAUUGAAUUCUUCUCAGCUAAGAUGCCAAAAAACAUUGUUCUGAAUACAGCACUACUUGUGCCCAAGACAUAUUUAUGUGCAUAGAACAUCUUGUCUGAACCCUCACAAGUGAAGCUGAUAUCACUUAUGUCAGGAUUGUUGAACAUAUGACAGGUUCUUUCUGACAUGCUUUUCAUUGAUACAUGAGAUUGAGGUGAAUUUCCAUCGGCAUCGAGACGUCCUCUAACAUUGCGCCAGUCUUCUUCUGAAACUCGUUCCAUCAUUUUGCGUUUCUCUGGCCGUGGAUAACAACCUGACGUCAUAUUGCUGUACAAAUCUGCAAAACAAUUAAAUGAUUUCAAAGGUUUGUUGUCGAAGCACAUACUAUAAACUUAAACAAAUCCGGGACUAUGAAAAAUAAAAGAUGUAACUUAAGAUGAUGAUGAAAGAUGUUAGGCUAACCUUAUCCUUGGCCGUAAAAAGUGUGUCGUCAAAGCAGGUCAUGUGCUCAUGCAAAAAUUGUAUAUCUUGUCAAAAGAUGUGUUCGCAGCAUGCAUGUAGCAAGCUUGUCAACAAGUUGUAACAAUGUUGUUAGUUUGUGAAGUUGCUUCACAAUGAUUAGGUGUAAAAAGUGGACCCUUCACGUUGUCACUCACAACUUGAAGUUAACUUAUUGAAUUUAACAAGUUGUUAGAUAUUGCAGGGGUAAUUGCGUAAAAAGCUAGUACAGUUAACUAUACAGCUAGUGCAAAAGUUAACCAAUCAAAAUUGCAUAUAAAUACGUUCGGGGUUCGUUCAAGUGAGGCCAAAGCUGCGGCUGUUUAAAAAUAGACUGUAAAAAUAAACACUUUAAAAAAGUUUUUAUUGUCUAUGAUUAUCUAAGCUUUCGUCGUCAACAACAUCAUCAGAGAUAGAGAUGUGUUAAGAUUAGGUGUUAUAUAUACAAUAUGAAUAAUUAGGUUAAAAAUAUGAAUAAUUAGGUUAAAAAUGUAAAAAUGUAAUUGUAAAGUAAUUAUGGGCUAACAGAAAUCAAUUAACCAUUGUUAAGAAAGCUAGAAUAGUAAGUCUGAGUUUUGAAAAAUUGCAUAUGUUCAAGAGAACUACAGUACUAUUGAACUGCAAAAUAGUGGUCAAAUUUUUAGUUACAUGUUUUUUACAAUUGGCCCAGGAUGAUAAGAAGCUGUUCGAACAACUUGUAACAAGUCUGUUGAGUUUAACCUAAAUCACUAAAUGUAACAAAUUGUCAAGAAGCUGUUGACGACUUGUCAACAACCUGGGACAAGCAGUGCGAACAAUUACAGUAACACUGUACAUCCUGUUAACAAGUUGUUGAAACAAUGCUACAUGUAUGUCAGUCAAUCGACCAAUUUAUUUUACAAUAAUACUUAUUUACAUUACUUAUUUACUUUGAUCCUGACCUAAUAAGGGACUGGUGAUAAAGUAACUGCUAGGGUGGGCUGGAGGUAAAUCACAAAUUGUAUCAAUAAGUUUGGUGACCCAUCUUAGGAUGUAUAGAUAAAAAUUUCAAAGCCCUUAAUAAGCCCAUCUAUAAAUCUUACCAAAUUUAUAUCAUGACCGACCCACCCAAACUAAAUUGGGAAAAUACACUUUUAUAAUAAAAAAAAACUUGCAGGUAUGAACAUUGUAUUAAAUAUACACUGGUACUGUAUAAACAUACCUAAUUCCACCAAGCCUGAUCGUUAAUACAUUCAUGAUUCAUCACCAAUUACGAUACUGAGCUGCUCUCCACUCUUCAGUUGGUUGUAUUUGCUGUGAUUCGACCACUUCUUGUUGUUGUAUAAAACAAAGUACUGGCUUCAAUAGCAACAUUUACAUUGAUUUCACAUUUGACAAUUUGGAUAGUUUUGUUAAUACGUUUAUUUAUAUUAAUAUCUUUACUUUUGUAUCUGCGAAGCAGAUAUAUUGUUAUCGCAAACGUGCAUUGACCUGUACAUUGAAUGAAUGCAAUGAAUCAAAUGAUGCCAACCUCGUUCUGUCAGGGUUUUUAUACGCCUCUUGCAUACCUGCACAGAGAUGUAUUAGUAAUGACGUCACUGAUCACCCCGGGUUUACUUCCGUCACACACCCAGAUUUUGUUACACACCUAGAUUUUGUCACACACCCUUUGUCACACACCCAGAUUUUGGGUAAAAUAGAAUAUUGCUAACUAGGGUCGGGGGAGUGAGUAUGUUUGUCACAAUUAAUUAGAUCGCUUAGCUCUAUAAAUAUAAACAACGAAGUAGCUAUUUGUACUGCAGGCUGCUCCAUUUUAAUACUGUUCUAGAACAUUUGGAACACUGUUCUGGAACGAUAUAAAAUGGAGUGCACACGGUGUUCUGGAACAGUGUUUAGUUUAUUAUAUAUGCGUGCAACCAUGCAUUACUAUAUUCAUUAUUAUUCGCAUAAUAAAGCGUAUAAUGAUUCGCUGUUAUUUGUACAUCUACGUAUGCUUUUGCAACGUUUUUACUCGUUGAUUUUGCCCAACCGUGGCGUUCAAAUAGCAUAUGAUAAGUAUAUGUAUGUUGAAAUAUAGCGGUUAACCCUUCAAAAUAACGCUCUAUACAGUGUGCAUUGGAUACACAAAAUAUGUCGCCUCAUUUCCAAUCACGUGAAAAUAGGCAGUGUCACGUGUCUGUUCUGGCUGCCCCUACUCGAAAAUCGGGGUAGUCAGAACAGUUCAGAACAGUCAUGUGAUUCUCUUCUGUUCCAUUCCAUUAAAGUUCCGAAAUUCUGGAGUACUCCGAACAGUAAAUGGAGCAGCUUGCUGGAGUAUGGCACCCGAUUCUUACAUUUCGUAAAUUAGUAAUACAAAUAGUUUUUUACAACAGGCAACAGCUUUCGGCGAGCUUGCCGGUAGCGUAUUAUUGGGUUACACUAUAAGGCAUUAUGCAGUGAAUCAGACGGGGUGUCAACCUUGAAUGUAUUGAUGCUUAUGCUGUACUAGAGUGAGAAAAUAAUACGAAAUUCCAUGUAUCUGCCACCAAACACAAAGUUAAUACAUAAAACGAACAAUCGACUCACUCUGAUAACUGUGAUUUGUUUUAGAGUUGAGCCCCCGUCACUUUUGCGACGUCAUAUGAAACCUAAUAAUUCAUGAGGAAAAUACAGAGAAAAAUCAUAAGCGUAUCGUAUCUUAAUAUGUGAUAACUUUGAUUUUCUUGACUUACACAACAUACUUUUUGAAAAUGACUUCGCCAAUGAACUAGAUUGAUCGUUUUUGAAUCAAUUUAAAACAUUGGCAGUGCCUAAAGAUACUCGGCUUUAAUUUUACGGUUGAAGUGUCAGGUUUCCAUUGGGCAAUCGCUUCAUUAUACAGAAAAACAAUAUGUUCUCUGACUGUGAAAGUGCACAAAUUUCCAUAAAGGUGCCGAGACACGAAGGGUUUUGGUGCAGGGACAUGUUGCAGCGACAAGUCAACUACCAGCGACAAAAUCACACGCAAUACACACAAGGGGCAUGUGCCAGGGACAAAAUUAUGUCCAAAAACACCAGGGAUUAUUUUACAGGGACAUGUUGCAGCAUCAUGCACACGAAAUGUCAUAUGGCAUCGCUGCAACGUUUUGUUCCCGCAACAAGUCGUAUAAGGUUCAACAAGUUGAACUACUUGCAACAUGAUGGCGGGACAAAAUUUGCACAAAAUAAAUGAUUUUUUCCACCCCUGGAUACAUGCCCGCAUCGCAUACCUAUUUUUCGAAGUAGACAUGGGUUUUUGUUUGGUGGCCCAACCGUGGACGUACAAAAAAGUUGGCGGCCCAUCGAAACCGCACAAAGAUUUUCCAUGCAUGGCACAUCCCAAAUCUCUCUGGUUCACCCUAGCAGUUACUUCAUGACCGGUCCCUAAGUGCAUGCAGCCUAGCUGCAAUAACCAUGCAUAGGCUAGGGUUAGACGAGGCAGGUAGCGUAAUAUAUUUAUAUAAUUAUAAUAUAUAUAUAUCAUAUAUCAACCCUGGGUUAGCCUAAAAUUCAAACAACUUGUUGGGAAGUUUCGGAAAUAUUUCUUCAAAUUCUGGAAGUCUGGAACCCAAAAUUGAGUGCAGUCACCCUCAAAGUCUACUCUUCUGUCCGAAGAUUAUAUCAUUUGUAUUAUCAUUUUAUCUAGCCUUUUGAAUGAUGGUUUUUAAGCCGCAUUUCAGCCCUUUUAAUUGAAAAAACUGACUAGGAAAAUCAAUUAAGCAUAUUUCAAGAUCAGCGACUACUUAAUGUUUUUAACAUUUUAAAACAUUUUUAUUGUUAAAAAACAUUGAGUUUACUAAUGUUGAAUUAUGCAUAAAAUUGAUUUUCCUAGUUAGUUUUUUCAAUCAAAAGACUGAACUGUGCCUUUAAUUAUGACUUUUUACGUUGGAUUAUAGACGAAUUUCAUGGUUUAUGGGAAAGUUUGCUGUUCGAUUCAGAUGUCAAGCACCAGGUUGGUCGCGUUGGGAACUUCUGAUUGCGGCAUGCGCGGUAUUUCAGGCAACAACAUUCUACAGAUUGUUUCAUUUAAUUUGUUUACUACAAUUUACCAUAUACUAGUAUCCUUAAUUCUUAAAAUUCCAAGAUAUUUUAAGGUAAUUCAACAACACACGGGUCUGCAAACAAGUUGUUACAAAUCUGUUCACAAGCUAAUGACAACACUGCACUUGUGUUCGCUCUGCAUGUUCCAAGUUGUUGUAACAAGUUUGGAACAAGCUGUUGACAGCUUGUAACAAACUUGGUGGCAUUAUCAGACUUACAAGGUUGUUCUAACAAGUCUGAUACAGUCAUGAUAUAGGGUCAUGACGACGACACAAGGUUGUAACAAUAUUGUUACAUCACGACUGCAUCGGACUUGUUGGAACAACCUUGUAACAAGUCUGAUAAUGUCAUCAACAAGGUUGAAUUACAGCUUGCUCCAAACUUGUUGACAACUUUGGCAAAACGUUUAACGGACAAAAUUUUGACUUUUCUGACUUUUGGCCAACAUGAAAAACCAGUACAGUGGCUACACUGUAUAACAAAAUUUGAUCGGGGAAAAAACAAAUCAAAAUCAAGUUAGGUAGGUUAUGGAACAUUUUGGAUUAAAAGGGAUAUAGGGUAGUAACGCUAAUGUCUUAGUAAUGACAAAACUGCGGAUUAGUACUGUAUACCUGAAAAAUAUCCAUAUCAGUAAGCAGAACUUCAAACGUUUCGAAGUUCUGCUAUCAAUCCGUUGCAGUUCUCUGGAUUGAAAGGGGCCAAUUUAAAAUCUUCAUGUUUCAAUAUUUUCUUUUCUACAUAGCUGUUGCAAUAUGCUGCCACAACGUUACUUUUUUCUGACAG
Messenger RNA from Paramuricea clavata, 11609 nucleotides. The record is from the annotation of a GenBank genome assembly. NCBI's taxonomy places the organism in Eukaryota, Metazoa, Cnidaria, Anthozoa, Malacalcyonacea, Plexauridae.